AAAUCAAUGUAACGAACGACUCUCUUCUCGGUUGCAGUUCUCUUGAUGCGAGGCCUCGCAGCGACGGAGCCGGCCACGUCGAACGCGACCAGCGUCGUUCCGGUGGACGGCGGGGACGACUUGCUGGCGAACAUGAACCUCACGACGUUCAAGGAGAGAUACCGAAGAUUGAUACCCUACAUGACGUUCUACGUCGCCAACAAUUACCUGAACGCUCAGGCCGCGUUGGCGCAGAAUUAUGCGGACGAGCUGUCGGGCGGCACCCAGCUUCGAAGACCUCCGUCCCAGCAGCAGCAGCAGCAGCCUCUGAUUCGGCUCGUUAGCGUGCCGAGGCGGGGCGGUAACAAGUACCGCGUCGGUUCGCCCGACCAAGACCAGAAAUUCAUCCCGUCCGUGCAAUUCGAUCCCAGAAACAUCGGGGGCGAUAACGAUUACUUCGCGCCGGUCAAGUACAACGCCAAGGUCAACUACGCCGAGUACUCCACCCCGGCCUACGAGCUCUAUCGGGUGCAGAAGACCUACCCCCAAAUUACCACGCCUGCCAGUCAUAUCCUCAACAAGGAAAAUCGAUACUUCAUCACCGCGCGACCCCUGCAACCCUCCGCUGCCGUGGUCAAGAAACCGCUGCUCGGCAACCCGCAGGACGAUUACGAUCAGGAUUACACGGCGAGGCCGAACACCGUCGUUAAUUACCCCAAUAAGGAAUUCGAGGGGCUGAGAUACAUCCCGUUGCCGGUGCACGCGAGCGUGCUGCAACAGCAGCAGCAGCAGCAGCCGCCAGCAAAGCCGUCGGUCGUCUCCCUUUAUCGCAAGCCGAGCGUGAAUCUCAACAAUCUGAUUGAGAGUUUCCAGCUGUCCGAGCGACUGCCGGAAACGCUCAACAAAGACAACAUCGACAGCAGCAUCAAAACGCUCGUGGAGAUACUUAAUAUUCUGCAUAAUACGCGGCAGGAAAAUUUUCCGCAGCCGCAGGGACCCCCGUUACCGCCGCCCCCGCCGCCCCCGCCCUCGCCCUCGGCGCCCAGAGUGAUCGGCUACGACGUUUACAAGCCGAAAAUAUACACGCGGCCGAAGGUGAUCACCGAGACGAGAUUUCAAGUGACACCGAGCCCUCUGGUCAUCACCGAGGAUCCCGAGCGAUACAAGACGACGGACGAGAAUGUGCAAAUUAAACCGUCGCUGCAGCCGGACUACAGCUUGAACCACGUCAAGGACGACAAGGUGGAAUACUACAUCCCCUACGUUCAGGACAUCUCGGACGAGCCUAAGCGACAAGGCCCCAAGCCGAGCUCCACGCCUAGCGCUCCCACCACCGUUCCGUACGAGCACUCGUACGAGAUCACGGAGGACCUGAGCGACGACGUCCUGCAGGACGAACGGUACACCCUGCCCAUCUCCACCGAGGCGUCCACGAGUCAGGAGUACGUGGCGCCGAACGAAGUUACGCGCCCGGGGCCGAAAAUGCCGCUGCCGGCGCUCAAGUACGGCGCGACGCGCGGAAAGCCCAACGUCGAUUACCCGGCCUACGCGACUAUACCGGAAACCAAAUUCAGUUGCAAGGAUCAGAGAUACAAAGGGUUCUUCGGCGACCCGGCGACCGGAUGCCAGGUGUGGCAUUACUGCGACCUGAAUGGCGGCAAGUCGUCGUUCUUGUGUCCGAACGGCACGAUAUUCAGCCAGAUAGCAUUGACCUGCGACUGGUGGUUCAACGUAAAGUGCGAGACGACGACGCAGCUGUACGUGCUAAACGAACGACUGUAUAAAUACAUCCUGCCAAUUAUGCCCAAAUUCCCCGAAGACUUCACCGGCCCGGAGGUAGAUCGAUACUUGGAGCAGAAGUUCAAGGAGAUGGAGGCGAAGAUGAAGGAAAAGAAGCUGCAGGAGAAGAAGAAACAGCAGGAGGAGAAGGGCAAGCAAAAGGGCAAGUCGCAAACGGCGAACGACGACGACAACGACGACGACGGCACCAACGACGACGUGGACUCGUAAUUCGAGUGUCGUGCGCCAAGUAACUUAGUCUUAACUAUGUAAUAUCUGACUCGUUGCCAUUGUAAAUGAAAAGGAAAAAAUACGUCGCGGGUUGUAGGGCCGCGACUCUGCGGCGACGAGCCUUGCAAUCCCGAAAAAGUGCAAUAUGAUAGAGUUACGUGUGAUUUGAGCAUAGAGCAAAUCACAUCGCGCGUAAAAUAAGCUAGAUUAUCUCACGGUCUUUGUACGGGUAUGAAAUGGCUGAUGAUAUUAAGUAUUUCUCUUAUAUCCCCUCUAGUCAUAUGCGUAUACUAUUGUGUACUAUUUAUCACGGAAAGCGCCCGCCCGCCUUACGCGGAGCUUCAUUUCUCUCUCGGUCUACACCAGAAUGGUCCAAUUGAGUCAUAGAUUUCCAUCGUAACAAGUCGUAAUUUUCCAAGCAGAUCAUUUUCCAAAUAGCGUAAACAACACUAAUUAACGCUCUCUCUCUCUCUCUCCGAUACACUGGUUAUACUUGUAAACCAAAAUUUAAUAAUUGGUCGAAAGUCAUUUACGAGAGAUACGAUAUUAUUAAUAUUCGAUAUCAAUUCAACGUAAAAUUCCUACAACUGUGCUGAAUCGUACCAAAUUUGUACGUCUCAAUAGCAAAUAGUAACAUUUAUAGAAGUACCGUUUCGCGUUGAAAAUGUAAUGAAAAUAUUUCCACCGCGAAUAUCCCACUCGUAGAAAAAUCGCCUAGGUUUCGCCAUCUAUCUAUAACUAUUUUACCCCAAUCGAUAUAUAAAAUAUGGUUCCCGAAUUUAUAUAUAGCUCGUUUAUAUUUAAAAUAUGCGCUUCUAUUAUGUAUCGGCGUGAAUAUGACUAGAACUUAUUUAUAAUUUAUCAGAAAUGGUUUAAAAAAGAAAUUAACGUUAAAAGAACGAGCGACACCAUUCGCGUUGAACGAUAUCGCCAAAUGACCAUACGUCAAUCUUUCUACGCGUACCUAAUAUCUUGUUAAAAGUAUUAAUAAAGAAAUUUAUUUAUUUAUCACUUCCUGGCGUCUACGUAACAGU
Messenger RNA from Vollenhovia emeryi, 3023 nucleotides. RefSeq lists its product as uncharacterized. Bases 46 to 1989 code for a protein of 647 amino acids. The transcript has 2 exons. Gene Ontology annotation, cellular component: extracellular region. The record is from RefSeq and is a predicted model, not a curated record. Gene Ontology annotation, molecular function: chitin binding. NCBI's taxonomy places the organism in Eukaryota, Metazoa, Arthropoda, Insecta, Hymenoptera, Formicidae.